This is a messenger RNA of Oryzias melastigma (Indian medaka), 1410 nucleotides long. RefSeq names its product RIB43A domain with coiled-coils 2 (gene ribc2). The record is from RefSeq and is a predicted model, not a curated record. Bases 100 to 1134 code for a protein of 344 amino acids. Lineage: Eukaryota; Metazoa; Chordata; Actinopteri; Beloniformes; Adrianichthyidae. The transcript has 7 exons.
GAGCCGCGAGUCUUCUGGUAUCCUAGCAACGCGUUUGUUUCAAACUGGUCCCGUACCGGAAAUCUACAACUCGUAUCUUUCUGUGAAUCGAGGCUGAAGAUGCAGAAUAUCGAUCUGACCUCCGAGCGAGCGGCCAGACUCAUUCUGGAGAGGCGUCGCGACAGAGAAGCGGAGAGACGAGAACGAGUUUUUAACGACAAAGUCAGGACGGUGGGGGUGGACAGAGAAGCUCUGGAUGAGCAGGUGCAGGAAAGAAAGAGACAAGAAGAGAAAGUCAAACAGGAACAAGCAGCUUUUGAUGCUGAUGCGAUCCAUCAAAGCAGAGCCGCCGGCGUUCUCCAGAUCAGACGGAUGAAGCAGAAGCACGAGCUGGAAGAAGCUCUGCACGCCUUCAGGUCUCAGAACCAGCAGGCCUGGACCCGGACGGAGUUUGACCUGAACGACCCGGACAGGUGGAGGAAAAUGGACCCGAGUGACGCUCAGAUGAUCCUGCCGGGCCUGGUGGGGGAGGACCCGACCAAGAGCAGCAGACACCAGAGGCAGAAGGAGCAGCUCAGAGAGUGGCUCGUCCAGCAGCAGGCGGAGCAGGAGACCUCCAGGGGUCAGCGGGAGCUGGAGGACCAGAAAUACAACCAGAGCAGAGAGGAGAUCCUGAACACAGCAGGAGAACGUCUGCAUCUCCAGAAGGAACAAAGGAAGGAAGCUGCUAUCGCCACUAAAAACUACAACCUGGCCAUGAUUGAAGAGAAACAUCAACUAAAGGAGCAGAACGACCCUGAUUAUGUUCUGGAAUCGGCUGCAGUGCCGGGUUUCAGUCCGAGUGCUGAUGUGAGACCCCCCCCUGAGACCGUCCAACAAGUCAUUCGGUUCCAGAAAUACCAAAUUCAGGAAAAGAAGAGACUGGAGCUGGAGAGAAAACAGGAGGACGAGCGCUUCGAUCGCGUCCGCCUGGACUCGGCCCGCGCCGCUCUGCUGAUGGAGCGGCGGCAGGCCCGGAUCAGCAAGCAGCUGAGGCGACAGCUGGACAGCACCAACGUUCAUCUGGCCCAGACGCACAAGCAGCAGAAACCGGAUAUCGAGAGGGGCCAGAUCGACGAGAGCUUCUUCUCCAAAUUCAACACCUGCAGCAGAUGAUGAGCAAAACUCUUCCAGAAAAACUGAUGACCCUGAUUUAAAAAUAACACACAAGCUCAGGUUUUUUUAUUAAAUUACCACCUAAAGUUGUCUUUAUCACAGUCACAGUUGUUCAAACAGCCAGAAGUGUUCACAAAAUAAAGCUUUAGUGCAAACCUGUCGCAGGAAAACAGCAGAAAACUUCAAUAUAUUAUUUACCCCACAAAAAAAUAAAAAAAAUCAGCAAGCACAAAUGAAAAAUACACAAUUUAACACCACAAAGAAUUAAAAAAAAAA